Messenger RNA from Symbiodinium sp. CCMP2456, 960 nucleotides. NCBI's taxonomy places the organism in Eukaryota, Dinophyceae, Suessiales, Symbiodiniaceae. The record is from the annotation of a GenBank genome assembly.
AUGAGCGACGAAGAGCAGCUGUCAGCAGCUUCGGAAAGAAGAAGCCGUUGGCACGUUGCUUUGCUUGCAAACAGCGAGUACCAUGAUCAAAGCAAGAACUUGCCGGGCGUGGUGGACGAUGCAGCGAGACUGGAAUCCUGCGAGUUUUACCAAGCAGCUCAAUCCAGGCGACGAUGGGACAACCUGACUUUCGAGGAAACGAGAGAGGAAUUCCAGCAGUGGUUUGAAGACUGGCAAGAUGGUGAUAUGAUAAUGUUUUUCUUCUUUGGCCAUGGGGCAUACUGUUUUGAAAAGUGCACACAGGGCAUGAAGACUGUCGAUGGUUGGCUCGUGGAUCUCAUGAGUCUUAAGGACUACAUCCAGAGUCUGAGAAACAUCAAGUUUUGUGCCUUUUUUGCCUGCUGCCAAGAUCAACAAAGCGACCCCGAUCACGUGUGUACGUUGUUUCCACUGUCAUUGCGGAAUCCGAGGAUCUUCAAUUGUCGCACACUGUUUCACUUUGCUUGCAGACCUGGGCAAGUCAUGUCCGACGCACCGAUCGCCAGGCGGAAGUGUGUGACCGAGUACACAUCCUGCUUGAUUAAAAUCCUUUGCAACGGCAGGUGCGUGAGCGACAUUCCAACAUAUCUCCAGGAAAAAGUCAGCAAAAAAACCCGCAUGCAUCAGCAGCCUGAAUGCAUAAGCUCCUUCGUGGAUUGUGAAAUCUGGGACGACGGGACACAGAUUGCUUCCAUGAGUUCAUUCUCGGCAUGUGGGUCUGAGGAGUCUUCCAGGGGCACUGUGUCGCCGACAGCUGCUACGCGCGACACCUCAGCAUUGGAAGCAUUUGGCAGCAGUACUGCCUUCACGGAGGUCGAGGGUUUGGCGGAGUUGCUUGAGAAGCUCGAGAGACUGCCUAGAGCCAAGCUGCGUUUCUUGGAGCUCUUGAGCGUACAUGUCGGGUUUCGAACGAGUGAUUGA